Molecule: messenger RNA, 201 nt
Organism: Eimeria mitis
Lineage: Eukaryota; Apicomplexa; Conoidasida; Eucoccidiorida; Eimeriidae
Exons: 1
Coding region: 1-201 (66 amino acids)
Source: RefSeq, a predicted model, not a curated record
AUGAAGCGGAGGUGGAGCCUCUGUCUAAAGAAGCAGCAGCAGCAGCAGAAGCAGCAACAGCAGCAGCAGAUGCUGCUGCUGCUGCAGCAGAAAAUGAAGACGCAACAGAUACAAGUAAGGAAACUGCAGCAGCAGCAGCAGCAGCAGCAGCAGCAGCAGAAGCAGCAGCAGCAGCAGCAAACGAGGCCGAAGGAAGCAUAG